Messenger RNA from Cucurbita maxima (winter squash), 631 nucleotides. Its product is annotated as olee1-like protein. The record is from RefSeq and is a predicted model, not a curated record. The transcript is spliced from 2 exons. Bases 81 to 581 code for a protein of 166 amino acids. Lineage: Eukaryota; Viridiplantae; Streptophyta; Magnoliopsida; Cucurbitales; Cucurbitaceae.
CAUCUUCAUCCACACCUCUCAAUCAAAAGCCAAAAGAGCGAACAAGCAAAGAAGAAGAAGAAGAAGAAAAAACAAAAACAAUGGCAAAAUCCGCAAUCAUGCUUGUUUCAGCCCUUUGCUUCAUGUCGCUUCUUAACCUGGCAGCCUGCAAGAAGGAUCGGUUCUUCGUGGAAGGGAAGGUGUAUUGCGACACAUGCCGUGUCCAAUUCUUCACCAAAGUCAGCAAAUUCAUGGAAGGUGCGAAAGUGAAACUAGAAUGCAGAGAAAUCGAAGGAGGAAAUGUGACGUUGAACAAGGAGGCGGUGACGGAUAAGACGGGAUCUUACAACAUCGAGGCGGACGGCGACCACGAGGAAGAUGUGUGCGAGGUGUCGCUGGAGAAGAGCAGCGAUUCGGACUGCGAUGAGGUGACGGAGGGAGGGUAUGCGCACAAGUCUCGAGUGAGCAUCACCAGCAACAGUGGAAUCACCAAUCCCGUCCGCCAAGCCAAUCCUCUCUCCUUCAUGAAGAAGGAAAAGGUUCCUGAGUGCAAGGAAGUUAUGAGAGAGCUUGGAUUCGAUGAAUUUGGCUUACCCGUCUAAAUAUCUUUUUCUUUUUUUUCCUUAUUAAUUAUACCUAAAAUCAUGUUCUC